CUUGAAUCUGUCUUCCCUUCUCCUCUCCCGACUACAUCAAGCGAGUUUCGGACCUAACCAAAACAUUAUCGAUUUUUUUAUUUUGCCAAUCGUGAGUCUGUAUCAGUCAGUUGAAUUUGUUUUGCAAAAUUCUUUUCGUUUUUAGUGAAGUAAUUUUAGAUUAAAAUGGAAUUUAGCAACACCGGUGGAAUGAGAAGUCCAUUUUCUCCGCGAGUGAGACAAUCUAUUACUGGCAGAAAACCCCUCGGCAUGACUGCGAGGAAAAAUCAAGGGAAAUUUUUACAAAGUCAAAGUUCGAGUGGUGAUGUGAUCUACAAGACUCCAGUAAGCACAAUAGAAACAUAUGGCUCACCUUUACCAGUUAUGGUCACAGAAACACUUACUUUUGCUAGUGGUGAAUUAAGUGUACGUCUGUCGCCUUGUGGCUGGUGCUGGUUAGUUGCUGGACGACGGGUGGUCGCAUGGCCUCGAGAGUCCACCAGUAGUGGCUUAUCAUCGCCCGCACCAGCUGGAGCACCACCAGCUGCUCGAGAAUUGACAUUACCGCAAACAGAUUUAGCACAUAAGGCUGAUUUGGUAGAGUUAUUCUAUGAAGAUGGGGCACAGAUGCCAUCAUGUGUAGGCGUUUCGCCAGAGGGCUUGGUUCGGUACUGGUGGUCUGUCGGCCACGAGAGCGCCUCUGUUGACGUAUCAUGCGAUCUCGCUGGCCAAGAGUGUGACCGUCUUGUUGCCACUUCAGAAUACCUGCUAUUAGCUACUACUACUUGUUCGGUAGUGCUGCUGCAUCCACAGAGACAUGAGGGUCGAGCUACUGUGACCUGUCGUGUGCUACGUCCACCAAGCGGCUGGCUGGGAGGCAUUGGGCGUCGCGUUUCUUUACUCUUCUUUGGCUCGAUGCCUGCUCAUGCGGAUACUAAAUUGGUAGGCGUAGUAGUACUAUCGGAAGGAACACUCGAUGCCACCGAAGAGGGGGACAGGGAAGGCCGCGUAGUCCUAGUGGGUGGUGGGGGCAACACUGGGGGCGGGCCUCUGAUACAAGUGUGGACUGCGGGAGAAUUGCACGAGCACAGUCUACGUAGGCCGCUCACUGAAGCACACGCAAGACAUGGUGACUUGAGUGGAGCAGAACUGAUUGCUUUGGAUGUGCGCGCCAGUGGCAACAACGGUUUACUGCUGUUGCUAGCAGCUGAUCGCAGAUACGCUAUAGCGCACAUAUCUGUGGAAGACCCAGCUAAUCCGCGCGUGACGUCACUGGUCCCCUUACGCAACUGGCCGUGUGACGUCGAACAACCACCGCCGCGAUUCCUGCCGCUCGGACCUCUCGCUCUGUUAUAUACACCUGCCUACUUAGCCCUGGUUUCUAGCACAGUGUCUAGCGACAAGGUGGAUAUAAUCGACGUAUCCGCGGAAGGUGACCGCGUGCUAGGCGCGGAACUUUGCGAUGGAGUGCCGCUCAUAUUCAGCAGGAAACACGGCGUUUUGGCUCUGUCCACUGCUGAUAGCCUGGUACCCACUCCGUCAGUAUGCGACAGUCCAAUGGGCUCGCCGUGUCCGUCUGAUAUGUACGAUGGCAAUUUAUCUCUAUACGAAAUUGAUCCACACGAGGUGAGCUCAGUGACGACAGAUCUAUGCGGCCAAUUGAAGGCCGCUUUUUUGUUCUACGUGCGGCGUGAAGAAGCCGCUUGUCGCUCCAUGCUUCAACAACUGCCUACCGCGGCGCUGCCCACAAACGCUGUGACUAUCGCCGCUGAUAUGCUGGACGAUGCGCCCGCUGGCGAUCCUAGAUGGAAAUCUCGCGUAGGCGGACUUCGAACUCGCAUACCUCUAGGCAGUAGCACGGCGCUAGCGCACGCGCAACAACUGCGGGACAAACAGCGGGCAUUGGCAUUGUUCAGAGACUUUCUACGGGCGCAAGGAGCUUUACAUGAACCGGGAGAGAGUGGUAAAAGCACAGCCCAAGAGCUGUGUUCGUUAGCCGAGAAACUUGCGAUGGCUAUCGCACUAAGACGCCUUCAAGACGGCAGCGAUGCACAGCUGAUUACCGCCGCUAUACAACAGGUCGUAUGCGGCGAUAACAACGAAGUGGAAGAAGAGCCGGAAGUGGAAGAAGCUCUAUCGUCCGGUGCUCUGUCUCCCUCUGACGUAUGCUACAGACGCGUGACGAAGAUAACGCGCGUAAUUCGCGCCAUUGCCGCCAGUGCACAUUCGCAUUCGCACCACGACGCGAGAUCGGCCGCUUUGCAUGCCGCCGCUGCUAUCAACAUUGUUAAUAAUGUAUUGGGAGAGGCUCACAAAGCGCGUGCGCAAUGGUCAGAAGGGCCUUCCGCUGGUUUGCCUCGCGAAUUGAUGCCGCCCAUUGUGCAACUCGUGCGUCGUGCGCUCACGCAAUCGGCCCACAACUGCCCAGACGCCACUGCUCGCUGGCAGGUAGUGGAAGCGGCUGCUUCGCUCGCUGACCGAGCGCUCUCCGAUCGCUCGCCUGCACCGCACGCUUUACGAAGGGACCUAAUACAGCCGUUUGUGGAUGAAGGUUUGAUAGAACGCGCCGCUGUAUUAGCUGAGAAGUUUAAAGACUACGAGAUGCUGAUUGAAAUGUGCAUCAACAACAAUGAUCUUGAAAGACUAUACUCCUAUAUUGAAAAAUAUUCUAAUGAGGGCGUGGCGGAGUUAUCGUUCGCCCGCAUAGUGGAGCGCGGGGGUGCGUUAGUCCCGCAGCUGUUGCGCUGCACGCGGCCCGGGGUGGCGCCGAGGUUGCACGCGUGGCUGCGAGCGGUGCCGGGGCGCGCAUCUCUAUUGGCGUUGCAUCGGAUGGCGGCGGGCGAUGCUGCUGCCGCGGCGCCGGCUUUGGCUCAACUGGCGGCGACCGAGACCGACUCCGUGGGUAGAAUGACGACAAUGGCAUCACUUGCCAAACUAUGUCUUCUGGCGUCAGACGAGCCGGAAUCUCAGACUUCUGAUCUGCGUCGUAAGAUCGAGUCUAGUUUGUCACUAGCGGAGCAACAUACUGCUUUGCCGCGCGACAUUCGUGUACAUAACGGACUAGACGCUGAAGACACGAAAGUUAUGCAGCCAGAAGAACUUAUCCAGAUGUAUAUUGAAUCGGAGAGCAAAAACCUUACGGAGUACGACAUGAAAAAAGCCCUGGACCUCACCGACUAUGUUCGAGAUAUGGAGCAGCGAGAUGAUCUACGACUUAGGGUAUGGUGCUCGUGUAUACGGCGCGACGAUUGGUCUUCUUGUUGCGUGGACGAACCGGAUGCGGCCCUACGAGAAAAAAUGUUCUUCCGUCUCAUAGAACUUGUUCACAUAAUGGGUGGUGACUUAGAACUGCUUUUACCGCCGGCCGAGGACAUUCUAACAGCGCGGGAACUCGCAGAACUUGGUUCCGAUUCUCGAUUCCAUUUCCUCAUCAAAUACGGCUACCAAUGUAUGCACCAAGCCGCGAUGGUGGAAUAAAUCUUUACAUCUACGUUAUAUUAUUAGAGGUUGGAGAAAAAGUUUCUUCGCAUUUAAUAUGUAAAUUCAAAACAUUUUGUUAAUAAAGUUUAUUUACAUUUAACUAAAGUAUGUACGUGCCAUUUUGUUUGAUAACUUUUUGCCAGCUUGUAGGUAGGGACAUGAUCCCAUUGCUAUAGAAAUUUUGGGGCUUCUGAUCAAAAAACCAUAAAAGUGGUUUUGGCAGUCCUCUUGUGAUGUUAACCUGACACUGCCCUAAGAAUUCUGAAGAGACAUAAAUAGGUAGAAAUCUGAAGGUGCAAGGUCAGGACAAUACGGCGGGUGCAUUAUAAUCUCCCAGUCAAACUCUUAAUUUUGGUGAGUGGCUAAAGAUGUGUGUGUGAUCUAGUGUUAUCAUGAUGAAAAACCACACCCCUUCUGUUGAUUAAUUGCGGCCUCUUUCUCUCAACUUCUUGCUUUAAUAUCAUCAGUUGUUCGGUAGUAGAGUUCGGAAUCGAUGGUCCUGCCUGGCGGUAACAUCACAAUGAAUAAUGCCCUUCCAAUCCCACCAUACACACAGCAUCACCUUGUUGCGAGUUAAUCCGGGAUUCGUAAGAGUUUGGGAAGCCUGAUCGGCCUUUGCCUACGACCAUUUUCGCACGUUCUUUUCGUACGUGAUCCACUUUUCAUCGCCAGUUAUCAGCUUCUUCAAAAAUGGUUCUGUUUCAUUACGUCGUAAUAAAGAAUCACAAAUGAGUACACGGUCCAUCAGGUUUCUUUCAGUGAGCUCGUGAGGCACCCAAAUAUCGAGCUUUUUGUUUACCCAGGCUUUUUCAAAUGCUCUAAAACUGUUUUUUGUUCAAUUCCCAGUUCUUCAGCUACGUCGUAACUACUGAGAUGCCGAUCCUGCUCCACUUUUUCAAAAAUGACAUCCAUUUUAUCCGUAACAGGGCGACUAGAGCGACGUGCAUCUUUGACAUCAAAAUUUCCGGAUUGAAAACGCUUAAACCCAAUUUGUGCUACUCUUAACACUGCACUAGAUCCAUAAACAUCACAAUUUUUUUUCGCGGCUUGCCUGUAGUAAAAUUCUCAAAAUGUA
This is a messenger RNA of Chilo suppressalis (striped riceborer), 4534 nucleotides long. NCBI's taxonomy places the organism in Eukaryota, Metazoa, Arthropoda, Insecta, Lepidoptera, Crambidae. The record is from the annotation of a GenBank genome assembly.